AUGAUUCUUAGAGAACCGAGUGCCGAUAAUUAUGCAUGGAACUGGAAUCAACGGAUUCUUGUUGGGUGUAAAAAUGCAUUGACGGAAAGAAAAUGCGAUGAAAAUUUCAAAAAAUCAUACUUUGCAUGUCCGGAAGCUAUAGAGAUUGUACCUCGUAAAAAAGAAGAGCUUUCCAAUCAUGAUAGAGCGCAUUACGAUCUGGGAUUUGAAGUAGAUGAUCGUUUUCUACCGUAUUACGAGAUUUUUUAUGACCUCUCAACUUGUUCCGUUAUUUGGACUAAACACGAGCUACUUGGAAGUGCCUUCGAUCAAACCGCAAAACUUCGUAGAGCCGAAACUGAUUUUAGAUCGUUUCCAUGUCCGGAUGUGGAAUUCAGUACUGCCUACACUCAGUUGAAGCAAAGUGAACAACCUCAUCUUGGAACUAAUGAAUCCUUUUAUUAUCAAAAAGGACACUUGACACCGGAUCACGAUGCUCCCUAUUAUUGGUGGAAGCUGGCAACGUUUUCUUAUGGAAAUGUGGCACCGGAAUGGAUUACAAUAAACGGUGAAGGUGGCAACUGGUUCAUGCUGGAACGAUUCGUUUACCGGUUGGCUGUGAAUGACAGAAAACGCUACGAAAUAUUCACCGGAGUACUGCCGUACGAUCCGCCAAAAUACUUGGUCCCGGAAGGAAAAAUUUCCAUCCCGCAUUGGUUUUGGAAGGUUGUUAAACACCAGACUCAAGGAGUUGUCGUUUUCGUGCUCAACGAUCCGAACCCUUCUGAGAGUGAUGUGGCGAAGAAGUUUUGUCCAGAAGAUCAGUGUGCAGCUCUCGGUUGGGAAUUUCCGAAGAACAGAUCGAAAGGUUUAGCUCAUUGUUGUUCGUACGAAAGCGAGGUCCUCAAUCUAAUACCCCAACAGGCUUCAUUUGAAGAACUUCUGACGUUACCCAGUUAUACAAAUAAGAAAACAGCCAGGAGAAGACCAACUGAAACAAUACCGCUGACGUAA
Uranotaenia lowii is the source of this 993-nucleotide messenger RNA. RefSeq lists its product as uncharacterized. Gene Ontology annotation, biological process: apoptotic DNA fragmentation. Lineage: Eukaryota; Metazoa; Arthropoda; Insecta; Diptera; Culicidae. The coding region runs from base 1 to 993 and encodes 330 amino acids. The transcript has 3 exons. Gene Ontology annotation, cellular component: nucleus; mitochondrial inner membrane. The record is from RefSeq and is a predicted model, not a curated record. Gene Ontology annotation, molecular function: single-stranded DNA endonuclease activity; RNA endonuclease activity; metal ion binding.